AUGGCAUCGUCGUCUUCUUCUUCUCACCCGCCGCCCAUUCCUCCGGUUCCGGACGCCGGCGGUGAAAACCUAGAUCACGAUGCUCAGUUCCCGCCGCUUCCGGUUCUUGUCGUCACCGAGCCUUCUCAACUUCCAGUUGAGUUCCUUAACCCGUCGCCGGACCAUGAACUCGUCGUCGGCUUGGAUUGUGAAGGCGUUGAUCUCUGUCGCACUGGAAAACUAUGUAUUGUGCAGCUUGCGUUUCCAGAUAUUGUCUACAUUGUUGAUGCUAUUGACGGAGGGAAGGCAGUUAUGGAAGCUUGUAAGCCUGCACUGGAGUCGAGUCACGUCACGAAAGUGAUUCAUGAUUGUAAAAGAGACAGUGAGGCAUUGUACUUUCAAUUCGGCAUUAAGCUGCAUAAUGUCAUUGACACUCAGAUUGCUUUUUCACUGAUAGAGGAGCAAGAAGGGCGGUACAGAGCGCCAGAUGACUACAUAUCUCUUGUUAGCCUGAUUGCUGAUCCAGACUAUUGUGGAGUGGAAUAUGCGAAGGAAGAGGUUCGUCUUCUUCUUCGGCAGGACCCUAAGUUCUGGGAGUACAGACCACUUUCUGAGAUGAUGAUACGUGCAGCUUCCGAUGAUGUCCGCUUCCUCCUCCACAUCUAUCAGAAGAUGAAGGAGAGACUGAAUGAAAGAUCGCUAUGGUGCCUCUCUGUUCGUGGUCAACUUUACUGCCGGUGUUUCUGCAUCAAUGACAAUGACUAUGCUGAUUGGCCACCACUCCCUGUACUUCCAGAGAGCAAUGAAGGAAAUGAUGAUGGCCCUGAGGAACAAAUCCUCACUGUUGUCAACGUUCCACCCGGGCAAAUGGGACUUGUAAUUGGAAAAGGUGGAUCUACAAUUCGGUUCAUAAAGGAAUCCUGCAAUGCUGAAAUUUUCAUUGGAGGGUCAAGGGGUCCACCUGAUAAGGUUUUUGUAAUUGGAUCCGUGAAAGAAGUGAGGAAAGGAGCAGCAAUUGUGAGGGGAAGGCUGAUCUCCUUCUACUGA
Linum trigynum is the source of this 1026-nucleotide messenger RNA. The record is from the annotation of a GenBank genome assembly. NCBI's taxonomy places the organism in Eukaryota, Viridiplantae, Streptophyta, Magnoliopsida, Malpighiales, Linaceae.